Tetrahymena thermophila SB210 is the source of this 1167-nucleotide messenger RNA. Its product is annotated as eukaryotic aspartyl protease. Gene Ontology annotation, biological process: proteolysis. The record is from RefSeq and is a predicted model, not a curated record. Lineage: Eukaryota; Ciliophora; Oligohymenophorea; Hymenostomatida; Tetrahymenidae. The transcript is spliced from 2 exons. Gene Ontology annotation, molecular function: aspartic-type endopeptidase activity.
AUGGGUAUAACUAAUUUCUCUAAUAGUGUCUAUAUGCUUAGUAUAAAUGUUGGCUAGUCAAAAACCUAAUUGAAUGUUUAACUUGAUACAGGCUCAUAUGUGUUGUGGUUUGUAAGUAAAUCUUGCUAAGGAUGUGGUGAUUUUUAUCCUAAUAGAUAUGAUUGUAUAGAUAGUGAUGGAUGUACACUGUCUACUAAAAAUAAUGAUAUUACAUUUGCUGAUGGAACAAAAAUUUAAGGAACAGUAGGAUAAGUACCUGUUUAUUUUGAAGAUGGAACAUUAAUUAAUAAUUAAUACUUCCUCUAUGUAACUUAGGGCUAGAAUGUAGCAGCUGGUAAAGAAGAUGGAAUUUUAGGAUUAGGCAUAGUAGACCCUUACAAUUAAUAAGACAAUGCUGGAAUUAGUAAAUAAACUAUAAAUUCGAGGUUGAUUCUAGGUGUUUUAGAUUAAUAAUACAUUAAAUAAAAUUCAACUAUAAACAUAUUUCCUGUAACUUCAAAAGAACAUUGGAGUAUUACAGCAUCUGAGGUUUCUUAUGGUGAUACAGUUAUUAGCUCAUCUGAUAUUAAAGUUUUAAUUGAUUCAGGUACUUCCUAUAUAGCUUUACCUAAAAAUAUGCUUGAUGCUGUAAAAAAGAUAAUGAGUGAUUAGUAUUCUAUAAACUACGAUUCUAAAAUUAGUGCAUUUGUUGGUGAAUGCAGUAAAAGAUUUCCUGCAUUUUCUUUUAAAUUUGAGGAUAUUUAUAAUAAUAUGGUAAUUUAUACUUUGGAAGCUGAAUAUUAUUCACUUUACGAUUCAGAAUAGAAUUAGUGUGGAUUUAUAAUUAUUGAAAUAGACGACGACGAAAUACUAUUAGGAGAUGUUUUUAUGAUGAAAUAUGUUUCAACAUUUUAAUAUUCUCCUAAAUUAUAAGUAUAAUUAGCUUAAUCUAUCACUUAACCUAAUCAGAUACCCUUUUAAACUCAUACUCCUUCUUCAGAUAAUCCUUUCCCACUAUGGGCUAAAAUAAUAAUUCCUAUUGCUUGCUGUUUAAUUAUUGCUAUUUUUGGAUAUUUUAUUUAUAGGUGCUAUUAAAAGUCAAAGCUUAACAAUGCGCUACAAUAAUAGAGUUUUCAAUAGUAAUUAAAACAAGAAAAAUCAUUUACAGUUAACUCAUCUAUUAAUUGA